Messenger RNA from Zea mays, 1921 nucleotides. Its product is annotated as AMSH-like ubiquitin thioesterase 2. Bases 642 to 1502 code for a protein of 286 amino acids. The transcript is spliced from 10 exons. Gene Ontology annotation, molecular function: metal-dependent deubiquitinase activity; K63-linked deubiquitinase activity; protein binding. The record is from RefSeq and is a predicted model, not a curated record. Lineage: Eukaryota; Viridiplantae; Streptophyta; Magnoliopsida; Poales; Poaceae. Gene Ontology annotation, cellular component: endosome; membrane. Gene Ontology annotation, biological process: protein K63-linked deubiquitination.
CAGGAGCGUGAGCCCCAUGCGCCGGCGCCGAAAGCGCGCCGGGCCGACACCUCAUCAUCCCCUGAUCCGCACCGCGGCGCUGCACUCCGCUGCAGCUGCCGACGUCGCUGGCUCACCUCGCCGAGCCAGCGCAACCGUGACCGUGACCGGCGUCCCGCUGACCCGCCCUUCGGUCCAGCGCCCCCGGACUUUUUUCGUCCCUAUAUCCAGAACUCUCCAUUGCUUUGCUCUCAGUCUCCCACCCGCCCAGGCCAGCGCCCCUCUUUCUCUUUGUGAUGUGGGCGGCAUGCACUGCACGAUAGCGACGUGGCGCGCCCAUCCAAUUCCGUGAGCCCAUCCAGUUCGUGUUCGCGUAAGAAUAACGGCAGCCAGCCACAGCCCACAGGCCCCCAAGGACUCUCGUCGCUCGCCUUUCCCCCAACUUUCUCCCCCCGCUCGGCCAUACGGCCACUCGCCUCGCCUCGCUGAAACCAAUCGCCUCUUCUCUCCCUCUCCCUCUCCCUCCAAUGCUUCCCACCGAUCGCUCCUGAAGCGGCUCAACUGCUCCAGAUUUUCUCGAGGGUUUAACUUCUAGCGGGGAGGCUCGGCGGGGAGCUAAGGAUUGGUACUACUUUCCGUGGCUGUUUCUGGGGUGGUUAGUGAUGAAGAGGCUGAAAUUUUGGUGUCCUUGCUCAGCCAUGGGUAGUAGGAGAUAUGACAUUGAUACGAGGAGAUGUGGGAUCCACUCAAGACCAACCAAAUCAAUGUAUCUGGAUGCUCAACAAAUCGUCAGCUGCCAAACUAGAGUGGGAGACCACGAUGUUGGUUCCUGUGCUGUGAAGCAUCACUUCCCGUCUCCAAUCGUAUCUUGGAUAGAAGAUCUUUCCAGCUUUGGCAAUGCUUCUUUUAAUCCUGUCUCUGAAUAUGUGGAUGAGCAAGCCAGAGCUUCAGUGGGACAGUCUUCAGCAUCAAGUAAUUUGCAUGACAUGCAAAUAUCAGUGAGAUUGACAGCCGAAUUCAUGGAGCUUGCAAAGGAGAAUACAAGCAAUAAUCUAGAGACUUGUGGAAUUCUUGGUGCUUCAUUUAGGGAUGGAACUUAUUUUGUCACGAUGUUGAUUAUACCAAAGCAAGAAGGAACUGCUCACUCAUGUCAGGCUGUUAGUGAGGAGGAGAUACAUGCCGUGUUAUCAGAGCAGUCACUUUAUCCUGCAGGGUGGAUUCAUACUCAUCCUUCACAAACAUGCUUUCUAUCAUCGAUCGACUUGCAUACUCAAUACUCUUACCAGGUUAUGUUACCAGAGGCUGUUGCAAUUGUGGUCGCACCCACAGAUCCAACCAGGAGUUACGGAAUAUUCAGGCUGACUGAACCUGGAGGGAUGGAUGUUCUUAGGGAGUGUGACGAAAGUGGGUUCCACACUCACCGAGAGACAACCAACGGCAGCCCAAUCUAUGAAACCUGCUCGAAAGUGCACUUCAAUCCCAACUUGCGGUUUGAGAUUGUCGACCUGCGCUCGGCUCAAUGAUCAAUGGGACUAAAGCUAUGGCAGCACGUGCUCCCUUGUGCUCCCUCUUGGCAGAAGUAUAUACCAUAGAGCUUGCUGACGAUGCGUGAUAGGUAUAGUGACAGCGCCAAGCCGGAACCAAGAUGCUCAUGUUACUUAUCUGACAUCUGCGCUGGUAUUUGUCAAAGAAAAGGAGUAACUGAAAACUAGCACUGGUUAUCUUGUCUGUUCGGCCAGCCUUUGAGUUGGUAUUUUAAGUAAUACUGUAUAUAACAUACAACUGGGGCAAAACACACACACACACUAUUAACUUGGUCUGGGAUGUGAUUGUAACGUAGCGCAAUAGCGCUUGACUGUUUCUGUGGCACUGCCAAUUUACUUACUAAUUGUCAGUGACUGGAGUAUGAAGAAAUACAUUAAUUUGGCAGUUCCUUACUAAA